This is a messenger RNA of Saccostrea cuccullata (small rock oyster), 4805 nucleotides long. RefSeq lists its product as uncharacterized. Gene Ontology annotation, biological process: multicellular organism development; protein phosphorylation; positive regulation of kinase activity. Gene Ontology annotation, molecular function: protein binding; ATP binding; transmembrane receptor protein tyrosine kinase activity. NCBI's taxonomy places the organism in Eukaryota, Metazoa, Mollusca, Bivalvia, Ostreida, Ostreidae. The coding region runs from base 103 to 4011 and encodes 1302 amino acids. The transcript is spliced from 24 exons. Gene Ontology annotation, cellular component: plasma membrane; signaling receptor complex. The record is from RefSeq and is a predicted model, not a curated record.
CGGAACACAUGACGCCUUCCCAGGGCCACUAAGAACUGCCAUGUCCCCAACUAGCAUGCUGGGGACAAACUAUAGAUGUAAAUAUUUACCGUGUAACAAAAUAUGAAAAGAGGAAAGGAUGUGAAGAUCCCUCUAUUAUUUUUAUUUGCGCUAGGGGUGGGGGUAGGGGGCGUGAGUGUUACUCUGGACGAUUUGACGUCACGGUACCUAUGUGCGUCACAGUGUUUGACGUUCUCCUCGGACAGCCCGAACAUUUAUUCUCAGUACUCUGCAUACUGCGGACAACCAAAUCCACAGUUUUCUUACGGGUGUCAGAGUCAGGGCUGUGCUGGGUCAUGUAACUCCCUGAUUUUGAUUAUUCAUGAUAUCAGAAAAGCGGCAAGUAUUCCAUCACUCAGUGCGCAUUACGUAACAGGAACUGAUAUUUUGAUCACGUGGUCUUCACCAGCCACGCCCUAUUACACGCGCUACCUUCUGCAGAUAAAAUCUUACCGACAAUGGGUAUCCAUCGCUGAGAUAACCACAACAAGUUAUAGGUACCAUAACACUAACCCCUGUAACAACAUCACAUUCCGAGUGAUAGCCGUCAAUCAGUAUGGAACCAAAGGAUUCUCCAGCGCCUGGACUGUUACAGCUCCAAGUCCACCCUCUGCCCCACAGAAUGCACAGUUGAUGGAAGGCGCCAUGUUCUAUGUACCUAGAGCAAAAGAGUUCGCUGGGAUUUUACAGGUUGACGGAAUUCAAGACUGGAAUGCAGACGAGAUAGAGUACUACCAAUGGAGCACGCUGCCGACCGCCUACUGCCGAAACAUGAACAGUGUGGUACUGCCAAUAUUCGAUCCACUGGCUUCCUCUGAUGCUGUUUCUGGUAUACACUUCAGGACUGGGGUCCGAAUCCACGUCGACGGAUAUGGUUGUAUUUAUACUCUACAGGUUCGUGCAGUUUCCAAAUGUGGAGUGCCAGGACCAUACAACAACAUAACCAUUGACUUGUCAGAUUGCUCGAAAAUCCGCGAUUUUUACUGCCGCCCCAUCAGAGGGUCACGAUUCGACCCACCAGGAGGCGUAGAGAACGUCACUUUGAGGAUGGAUAUGAACCACCCCCAGGUAUGGUUAAAAGUUCAAUGGAAAAAGCCAUCAGACCUGGGAACUAUGGGAGUAAUAAAUCAUUACGUCAUGAGGUGGGGAAAGGUCACAAUGCCUGUGUUUUUACUGGACCAACCACACUACACCCAUGAACCACUCAAUACAACCUUAGCGAGCGACAUCGUCGAAUUCGGAAUUCAAGUCAAUGACGAGCCAGACGCAACCUAUGGGUUUCAGAUUAUGCCCAUUGCACCCACUCAAAUUGUACAACCAUAUGAAUAUGAUAUGUACCAAGUUUUCGCCAUUACCUUAAAAAAUCGCACAUCUUGUAGAAAUUCUAACAUGCAAGCGUCUAGAAUAUCUUGCGAUGAGGACGGAGUGUCUAUUAUACAAUUCAGCAACACUCUAGACAUCAAGUACGUCUGGCGCGUACCAAAUCACACUAAUCGACAAGAGUACAAUGACGAGGAAUUCUAUGAUAAGUAUGCUGUGCAGAUGGGGGAAGUGGUCCACGCACCGCCACCUGUCGGUCAACAGCUUACCAAUACUAAUGUUACCGUCGUGGAAUCGGUCUGUGAAACGAAAAAUACAACGGACCAUAAUAAUUACACAUUGUGUGCACCAGAAAGCGACGCCGUAGUUUUCCGCGAUCUGGAACCGGAAGUGAUGUAUGGAGUCAGGGUCAUUGGCUUAAAGGAUUCAGAGCCAUUGCCUACAGAAAAAAGAUGGCGAAUGAUCAAAAUCCACACCUUUACUUUGAAUGAAACAAUAGAGGAGGUCAACGUGACAUCUUCAUCAGAUAAAUUGAAAGACCACCAAGACGAGUUAAUCGCCAUUGCUGUUGUUUUGUCUACAGCCCUAUUUGUAGUUCUCUUUGUGUUGUGUUAUGCACUGAAGAGAAUGAAGCAGAAGAAAAUGUCAUCUUUAGAUAACCACCUUUUGUUUGGCGAAUCCAACCCCAACAACGCGUACAGUCAGAUUGAAAGGGCAAUGCUCACUGCAACUACUCUAACAGUUGUUGCUGACAAAUGGGAGAUACCACACAAUUGUGUUCGUAUCGGUCGGAUGCUGGGAAGCGGGGCAUUUGGUUAUGUUUUGAAGGGCCGUGUCAGUCGAAGCAUAUUACAACACAGGGGUAUCAAAAUACCGUUUGAUCCUGUGAAAAAGAAAUCAUAUGUGCCAGUGGCGGUCAAGUUGAUGCAAGAGGGAGCAUCAGAAACAAAGAAGGAAGAAUUUUUAAAGGAAAUUCGAAUAAUGAAGGGUAUUGGGUAUCACAGGAAUGUGAUAAGUAUGUUGGCCUGCUGUACAUUGAAUGACCCCAUCUGUCUGAUAGUGGAGCAUGCAGCACAAGGGGACAUGUUGUCUUAUCUCAGAAACAUAAGACAAAAUAUACAAAAGAGUAACGACAGCGCACAAUAUGUUAAUCAAGAAAUUGAGACAGUAGGCCCCCAGGAAUUGCUUUCCUUUGCCAGACAAAUUUCUACUGGAAUGGAGUUCCUCUCCCAGAAAGGUUAUAUCCAUCGUGAUUUGGCAGCAAGAAACAUAUUAGUGGACGGGAACAACUUAGUAAAAAUAGGUGACUUUGGUCUCACGCGUUACACGUUAGACAACAAAGUUUACGUAAAUCGGAAGGGUGGUCGGCUGCCCCUAAAAUGGAUGUCAAUUGAGGCCAUCAACGAACUGAUAUUUUCUUCUGCAAGCGAUGUAUGGUCAUUUGGUAUCCUGUUGUUUGAAAUUGUCACGCUUGGCGGAACACCAUACCCGACGAUCGACACGCGAGAUUUGUUAUUAGAACUGAAGAAUGGAUACAGAAUGGAACGUCCUGAUAACUGCUCAGAGGAAAUAUAUCAAAUCAUGCGUUCUUGUUGGCGGGAAGACCCAAACAGCAGACCAAGUUUUACCGAGCUCUGCAGAACGUUUGAUUCAAUGUUAGAAACAAGCUAUGGGGAACAUUAUAUCAAUUUUGAAUUUGAUGACAGCAAAAUAUACUAUCAGGUUCAUGAUGUCCUCAAUAGUCAGAAUACCACAACAGCAUCACUACCACAUUCAGAGUUAAACUGCUUUGAUAAUCGUGAAAAUACAAUUGAAGCGGACAUAAACACUCAAGAAAUUGUAAAUGACGUCGCAAGUCACGUGGAUGAUGCCUGUUUUACAAAGAAACAAAGUCCUCGAAACAGUUGUUCUUUAAAUGAUGUUACAGGGGUCCAAGAAGCAAAUGUCCAUGCAGAACCAAAAAUUGUUGAGAAUACAAACGAUUCUUGUCAUCCCACUUCUAGAACUGUGACAUUUUGUAGCUCUUUGAACGUGCCUGCAGUUCGGAAAAGAGUACAAGUGGGUUCACCCCACAUAAAUAAGAAAUAUUCUGUGUUUUCGGUACCUAAAGACAGUCAACAAUGUAGACACGAUCCGGUUUCUCCAAAAUCAAGUAGCAGUCCGGAUCUUGAAAGUUUACCAAGAAACAGCGCUAUGGAGUGUGACGCAGACGAAAGUAGCAUUGGUAGCACUUGUUCGAAAUGUUCAACGUCAUCAAAUGGAGAUGACGACGUGUUUUACCCAGAAAGUAACAGCAUAAUUAAAAAAGAACCAAAAACACCAAUAAAAUUUGCUGAUAGACCAAGGCGUUACCGUAACAAAACCAGAGAAGAUGCUCCCCACAAUUUGGUUACGAUGUUUUUAUCUGAUGACCUCCAAAACGAUUCUGGAGUGUCGACAUCGAGUGCUAAUGAACUGUUCGUACAGAGUGGACAAAUUUUUGUAUUUCCUCCGGACAAAAAUUGUCCCCAAAAGGCUGAGAAUGAGGACGAUCACGUGACGAAUUUAGCCUCCAGCGACUGGGAGGAUAAAAGUCUAUCCCAGGAAAUCGAAAACUCCACAGACACAUGUGUUUGGGACAGCGACGAACAGACAUUGGACACAUAUGUUUAAAGAUCUCUUCGAAUAACUUUUUCCUGAAAAAAUGGCAUUUUAUGAUAUUGAUUUUUUAAAUACUUGAAGUAUUAUCCAUUUUUGUUUUCGAUUGAUCAUUUCUUAGGUAUAAUAUACGAAAGUCAUGACCUUACCAUCAGGUAAAAAUGAGAAUGUUCAAUUGACUUUCAUUAGAUGUUUUUUUUAAAUCAUACAUUGUUAUCUAAUUUCUUGUCAUAAAAUAUUGACAGUUAGGCAUAAUCCAUUUUAAAAUAUCUCUCACUGUGCAAAUAUAGCAUUUGCCUAGUAAGGUAAAAAUACAACACUGGCGUGUUAUUUGCUACUGAUAACAUUCGGGAUGUUUCACGAUUAUCCGUUACACCCAAUGACAAAUACUAAUCAGAAUACGCGGAUUAAGACAAGACUUUGACGACUUUCACAUUUGAUACAAAUAGCAUUGAAGUAAUUCUGUUAGUUAAAAAUACAAGUCUUGUCACAGAAAUUGAUUUAUCUUGAUUUCCCGAUCCUAAAAUGAUAUACACAAAGAAAUCUGAAACAUUUCACACCAGCUGAUAAAAUUCUCGACCAAUGGCUGGAAAUAUCUCGUUGAGAAUAGAAGAAACUUCCUGCUAUUAAAGUCAUGAUUUCUUAUUUUAUAGAUUGAGCAUCAGAUAUUUGUCGCUAACACUUGAUUAUUGUUCAACAUCAAUACUUUAUAUAGGAUUGAGUUGGUUCUUUUCUUCUCUUACAUGUCAAUUACCAAUAAAAUCACUAUAUUUCUCACACUUAUUUGACAGUCAUGUUUUAGAUUUAUA